Oppia nitens is the source of this 1736-nucleotide messenger RNA. RefSeq names its product cholinesterase 1-like. The record is from RefSeq and is a predicted model, not a curated record. The transcript has a single exon. NCBI's taxonomy places the organism in Eukaryota, Metazoa, Arthropoda, Arachnida, Sarcoptiformes, Oppiidae. Gene Ontology annotation, biological process: acetylcholine catabolic process; choline metabolic process. Bases 411 to 1736 code for a protein of 441 amino acids. Gene Ontology annotation, molecular function: acetylcholinesterase activity. Gene Ontology annotation, cellular component: plasma membrane.
AAUUGUUUUGUAUUUUUUAAUUUAUUAACAUUUUUAACAAUAAUUGUUAAUGAAAUCAGUUGUACGGAUGACAGUAGUAGUGAUAGCAAUGAUUUAGUAAGUGUUAGGUUAAGUAAAGGUGUGGUCAAUGGUCUACGAGAUAGCUAUGAUGGCCACGAUUUGGAUGUAUAUCUGGGUAUACAUAUGCACAGCCACCGGUAGGUAGGCUACGAUUUCGUCGACCGUUACCACUGGACGACAAACCGUGGACUGAACCCUAUGAUGCCCGACAUUGGGCACCGGCAUGUCAUCAUCAGCACUAUCAUGCAGACUAUAACAACGUAUCGCAUAGCGAGGACUGUCUGUAUUUGAAUAUAUGGUCACCGACUAGUAGUACUACCCGACGACAAACUGGUCAGUUAAAGGCAGUCAUGUUUUGGAUACACAGCGGCGGUCUGAUGUGGGGAACGGCUGCCGACGAGUUCUACAACGGGAAAGUCCUGUCAAUACUGGGCGACGUAGUGGUCGUUACCAUUAACUAUCGGCUGAAUACAUUCGGGUUGCUAUACACUGGCCGGGAUGGCCAGGCUCAGGGUAAUCAAGCACUAUGGGAUCAGUCGCUGGCCAUGGAAUGGGUUCAGGACAAUAUCCGAUAUUUUGGUGGCGAUCCCCAGAGGGUAACCAUAUUUGGCGAAAGUGCCGGUGCCUAUGCCGUAUCCUUGCAUAUAGUAUCCCCUGUUAGUCGACACUUGUUUCGUAACGCUAUACUAAUGUCGGGCGGUGUCGGUACCCGACGUGAACUAAUGAUAUCCCCGGAAUAUGCUGUACAGGUAUGGGCCAAACUCGCAGCUGAGGUAGGUUGUGGGGACAGUCAUAUUCGACCCGAUCAACCAGAUAGCUUAUGGUUUAGCCAGAAAAUGUUGGAUUGUUUGAUGUCGAAACCGGCCCRUGAAUUGAUAGGUAUGAUUCAGCUAUGGAAAGAUACCAGUGCCGGUAUGUUUAUCGUACAGGAUGGCCAGAUGAUGCCUCGGGAGUAUUUCAAAAUGUUAGAAUCGGGUGAUUUCAAACAGGGUUUGAAUCUAUUGUUUGGUACCGUCCAGGAUGAGGGUAGUGUUAUGCUACCCCUGUUCAAUAGCACCCGAUUCAAUCUACUGGCGCCCGAACCGCUUGAUUACCAUAGUGUACGCCAUGAGUUCAGGCAGAUAUUGCAUAGGUUUCGAGUGGACAGUGAUUAUGUCGACCAGAUUGUUGACUAUUAUUUUACUGGACUAUCCCAGGAGUCCAGUAGUAGCGAUCAGUUUCGUCAACAGUUGGCCGUUGCUGUCGGCGAUAUGGUUAUCGGUUGCGAUACUAUAAUAUUUGGACAGUAUAUUCAACGUGGCGAUCCCGGUGGUGCCCAGGUCUAUCAAUACUAUUAUAAUAUGAAACUGGGUCAGCCUAAAAUGUUUUGUAGCCGAUGGUCGGGUGCCUGUCAUUUCGAUGAUAUAUACUAUCUGUUUGGCAAUCCAUUUAUCAAACCGGACAGUUAUCUGGAUGAGGAACGUCUACUAUCCAGACAUAUGAUUGACGUUUUUAGCACAUUUGCCAAAUCGGAUAGACCUUCCCGACAAUCGGGUGCCCAAUGGCCAGCCCACUAUCAGAUUGGCGAUACACUAGUCAAACCUUACUAUGAAUUUAGUAAUUAUCAGAAAUUUCCCUCAAAUUUUGGCCACAAUUUAAAACAUAUUGAAUGUAAUGAGUUUUGGAAACGCUUUUAA